Chrysochloris asiatica (Cape golden mole) is the source of this 666-nucleotide messenger RNA. It is a transcript of the gene EPCIP, whose product is annotated as chromosome unknown open reading frame, human C21orf62. Lineage: Eukaryota; Metazoa; Chordata; Mammalia; Afrosoricida; Chrysochloridae. The transcript has a single exon. Bases 1 to 666 code for a protein of 221 amino acids. The record is from RefSeq and is a predicted model, not a curated record.
AUGUCAUCAUCUUCUGGGUGCUGUCUUCUCCUAAUCAGUGUCUUAAUCAUCUUUGCACUUGCUCAUUUAACAAAAGGUCAGAAGAACAGUACUCUGAUUUUCACAAAGGAAAACACCAUUCGGAACUGUAGCUGCUCUGCAGAUAUCCAAGACUGUGACUAUAGCUUGGCCAACCUGAUGUGCAGCUGUAAAACCGUCCUGCUGUUCUCAGUAGAGCAGACCAGCUACCAGGGUCAUCUCACCAUCUGGUUCACAGAUAUAUCUGUAUUGGGCCUCCUUUUGAACUUCACUCUGGUCCAAGACCUAAAGCUUUCUCUGUGCAGUACAAACACUCUCCCCACUGAAUACCUGGCUGUUUGGGGUCUGAAGAGGCUUCGUAUCAACACAGAAGCCAAGCAGCAAAGCUCUGCACCAGAGCAGAGCUUACUCAUCCACAGUGGUAGUGAGAGCGAAUCAAAAGAGAAGUCCAUGUAUCUGCACAAAGACUGGCAAGCAUGUAUGUAUAUCUCAUUCAUAGAUAUGGCUCUUUUCAACAGGGAAUCAUCCUUAAAGUCAUACAGCAUUGAAAACAUUGCCAGCAUCACCAGCAACUUUCCCUACUUUUCUUACUUUAAAACUAUCCCAACUCCAAGUAACAAAAGUUUUGUUGUCACCUUCAUUUACUAA